UCAACUUUAAAAUCUCUGUAGUUCUCACAUCAUUUUCGUCACAUAUUUUUUCACAUUUUAUUUCUCAUUCACACAUCAUUCUUCAAAACAUCCACCAAUGGCUGCCGCCGCCGCCGCCGCCGCCGCCGCAUCAUCUCCCACUCUACUGUACCUCCCGGCCGCCACGCGCCGCCGCCUCUACCACCAACCACCGCCGGAAAAGCUCCCUUCCUACUCACGGCGGCGACUGCCUUCAUCGCCGGCGAUUUCCGCCGCCGUUUCGGAGAAACCACAAUCUCCCCCACCAUCUCCGGCGGCCGAGCUCCCCCUCCGGCGGAUCCCCGGCGACUUAGGUUUUCCGGUGAUCGGACCAUGGAAAGACCGGCAAGACUAUUUUUACAAUCAGGGAAAGGAAGUGUUUUUUAAAUCGAGGGCUCAGAAAUACCAGUCAACUGUUUUCCGUACGAAUAUGCCUCCGGGGCCUUUUUUUACUUCCGAAUCAAACGUCGUCGUUUUGCUCGACGGAAAAAGUUAUCCGGCGCUGUUCGACGCCGGAAAAGUUGAGAAGAAGAAUCUCUUCACCGGAACCUACGCGCCGUCCACCGACCUCACCGGCGGCUACCGAAUCUUAUCGUUUCUAGAUCCUUCCGAGCCGAGCCACGCCAAGUUGAAGCGGCUCAUGUUCUUCCUCCUCUCCCAUCGGCGCGAUCAAGUCGUUCCUGAAUUCCGGCGCGCCUAUGCCGAGCUGUUUGAUUCCAUCGAGAACGACGUAGCCGCCGGAAAGAAAGCCGGCUUCAACGGCUUGAAUGAGCAAGCCGCGUUCAAUUUCUUAGCCCAGUCGUUCCUCGGCGCCGACCCGAGAAGCUCCCGGCUCGGCUCCGACGCGCCGAAGCUGAUCAAUUUAUGGGUGCUUUUUCACCUUCACCCAGUUUUGACGUUAGGCCUUCCGAGGCUUCUAGAAGAAGUUGUCUUCCACACGUUCCCUCUUCCGCCAUUGUUGUUCAGGAAGAGCUACCAGAGAUUGUACGAUUUCUUCUACCAAAAUUCCUCCCGUGUUCUAGAAGAAGCCGAAGCUUUAGGAAUCUCUCGCGACGAAGCUUGCCACAAUUUGAUCUUCGCUACCUGCUUCAAUUCCUUCGGCGGAUUGAAGAUCUUCUUCCCAAACUUAAUCAAAUCGAUCGCCGGCGCCGGCGAGAAGCUCCACCUCGAAUUGGCGGAGGAAGUCCGAUCGGCUCUCAAAUCGAGCGGCGGAGAUGUCACCGCCGGCGUUACCGAAACCAUGCCGCUGGUGAAAUCGGCGGUGUACGAGGCGCUGCGAUUGGAGCCGCCGGUGCCGUCGCAGUACGGCAGAGCUAAGCUCGAUUUUGUCGUCGAAUCUCACGAGGCGAAGUUUCAGAUCAGAAAGGGUGAAUUGUUGUACGGAUUCCAACCGUUCGCGACGAAGGAUCCGAAGAUAUUCGACCGGCCGGAGGAGUUCGUGCCGGACCGGUUCGUCGGAGAAGAAGGUGAGAAGCUUCUGAAGCAUGUUCUAUGGUCGAACGGGCCGGAGAAUCGGAGCCCCACCGUCGACGACAAGCAGUGCGCCGGAAAAGAUUUCGUGGUGCUCGCCGGACGGUUGUUGCUGGUGGAGGUUUUCCGCCGCUACGAUACGUUUGAGAUCGACGUCGGCGCGUCGCCGUUGGGAGCCGCCGUCACCGUGACGUCGUUGAAACCGGCGAGUUUCUAGUCGCCGGCUGGCGAGGGGCGGGGCCCCCCUGAUCAGUCGUGGUUCAUAUUUUAAUUUGACCAGCUUUGGACUCCUAUUGGGCGGAUGUCGAGUUGUACAUUAUGCUCCAUCAGUUGCACUUUGUUUUUGUUACUCCCUAUCCUGAUACGAUGGUUUUUUUAGUGUA
This is a messenger RNA of Andrographis paniculata, 1871 nucleotides long. Its product is annotated as allene oxide synthase 1, chloroplastic-like. Gene Ontology annotation, biological process: sterol metabolic process; jasmonic acid biosynthetic process. Gene Ontology annotation, cellular component: chloroplast envelope; chloroplast thylakoid membrane. The coding region runs from base 98 to 1705 and encodes 535 amino acids. Gene Ontology annotation, molecular function: heme binding; iron ion binding; monooxygenase activity. The record is from RefSeq and is a predicted model, not a curated record. NCBI's taxonomy places the organism in Eukaryota, Viridiplantae, Streptophyta, Magnoliopsida, Lamiales, Acanthaceae. The transcript has a single exon.